GCGGCGCAUGCCGGGGGCUCGAGCGCAGACACACAAUCGAAGGCAUCCUCUCGCGCGAUGGUCAAAAAUAGAUAGAAGAGGGCUUGCAAUUCAGGAAUCAGUUCGUUUCAGCAUUGGCAUGUCUGGCCAAUUAUUUGUGAUUUUUAUAUAAAAUACAAUUUACGGUAGUCUGAAUUUGUGUAAGCUGUUUUGAUAGCUUAUUGCCUAUUUGCGCGGUGCGUGCUAGGUUUUUAUUCUCUCGCUCUCAUCUGUAUUGUUGUUGCCUGCCUGUCUCGCGCGUUCUUUAUGCACAGCACGCCGCUCCAGUCCUCUCGGAGUAAAUAGACCUUCUUCGGAACAGCAUGGCCCGGUCCAGUCGCGGCCACUGAGAGAGAUGGAAGCAAAACAGCACUCCAUAAAGAGCCUAAAGAGCUACCCAGAGGCGGGGGGCCGGAGCCUGGCGGGGGACGUCGGCGUUGGAGGAGGGUGUCUUGCCGGCUCGGCACAGAUGGAGAUGGAGGCAAACAUACAGAAAUCCAUUGACUUCAAGGUGGAGGGUCACCGCUGCUACAAGGAGAAGAAAUUCCGGGAAGCGAUAGGGAAAUACCACCGGGCUCUGCUGCAGCUGAAAGGGGUGCAUUUAGUGGAUGAAAGCACGGACUCCGAGGUCAACCUCCUGAGCCAAGCCGCCGUCAAGCUGACGGAAGAGCAGCGGAGAACCGUGGAGAUCACGGAGAUCGAGUGCUACGACAGCUUGACAGCGUGCCUGUUGCAGUCCGAGCUGGUGAACUAUGAGCGUGUGAAGGAGUACUGCCUGAAGGUGCUGGGCUACCAGAGGGACCACUUCAAGGCCAUGUACCGCGCUGGCAUCGCCUGCUACCACCUGGGAGACUACGACUGUGCCCUGCGCUACCUGCGUGACGCCAAGCACCGCGAGCCCUCAGACACAAACGUGCUGCGGUACAUCCAGUUGACGGAAAUGAAGAUGAAUAGGGAGGGUCAGCGGGAGCGGGAGAGCGGCAAAGAGGCCCUUGGCUAACCUUUGACCUUUUGGCCUCUCUAUCACUAUGGCCUAUGCUACGACCCAUCCUACGUCACCUCUCCUCUCUGACCUCCUCUCCUCCUUUAUGGAGCCCAGUCCCAUUGAUGACUGGCCCGAGCGAUGCGCCUCAACCAUGUAAAAGAACAGGGCAGAAAAAGCCCUGUCUCUCUCCCUCUCUUUCUCCUCCUUCCCCCCCUCCCCACCCCCCCUCCAGGCGCUGUUGUUCUGUACCCCAGAUGCAGACUGUCAAACCAAGAAAAAACGAAGCAGAGAGAAAUACUAUACUAUACUCAUACAAAACAGUCAUGGUUGUUCGAAUGAAAAAAAAACUGCUUAAAAAAAUAUAUGAUCAAAGACAAUUGCGUAAUUUAGAGAAGGUGUAAAAAAAAAAAGUUAAAUAGAGUAGAAUUUAUUAUUUAUUCUUUUGAUGUGAGGACUGAGGAGAGGUCCAGGGUUGGGAAAGGGACCAGGGGAGGGCAGGGGAAGGAGUUUAGGAGAAAGGAAAUGGUGUAACACAUAUCAAGACCUUAGGCCAAUUCAACUGUACACCCUGACCCCUGCCCUGUCACAAUGGAGGGAGGUUUGAAAGCCAAUGACCCAGACUUGUCCCGGAGAGAGAUUGUCCCCCCAGUACAGUACAGAUCAGGCUAGCCAGCAGGCUACAUCUCUGUCCUUUUCAUACGGAAUAGUCUUCAGACAAGCCGACCUGUGCGCUCAUGUUCAAUCAAUCUUCUUUUUCGUUUUCAGCUUGUAGUACCUUGUCUCUAUUUCUGGACGGUUUUUAAAUUCAAGGGCUAAUUCAAGUGUUUGUCAUUUGUCCUUUGAUCAUUUUUUUGUCUCCUGUUUGAUUUUCAUUGCACUUACGACUAUCGGUUGUUAUGAACCUAAAUGUGUGUCCUUCCUCUUUCUAAGGAACAGAACAAACUAACUCCCACCGGACUCGCUGUUCCUCUGUUUAACAGGUGUGUUUUUGUGAACUGGUGUCUUGAAUCUGUUGUCCAAUCCCCCCUGGAAUGUGUUGUGUUGUCAGACUGUUACCCCCCCCCCUCUCCGCUUUCUAGCUAACGAUGUCACAAUGGAAAAUAGCCAGUGGAACUGAGGUUCUAUCAAGCACCCUUGGCUGCACAGAGUUCUCUGAUUUUUUUACUCUGAGAUCUUCUUCCAGGCCCUUGAUCACUCGUGCUGAACCUUCCCAGACGUCAGUGACAUCACAAGACACUCUUGGCAGUGUUCGUGCAGGGAAUCCGAUCCCACAUGCUGUAUCCGUCUGAGGUGUAAUCAGCCAUCUGAACCCAGUCAGAUAAAAACAUCAACCAGA
This is a messenger RNA of Oncorhynchus gorbuscha (pink salmon), 2339 nucleotides long. RefSeq names its product tetratricopeptide repeat protein 9B-like. Lineage: Eukaryota; Metazoa; Chordata; Actinopteri; Salmoniformes; Salmonidae. The record is from RefSeq and is a predicted model, not a curated record. The transcript has 3 exons. The coding region runs from base 374 to 1018 and encodes 214 amino acids. Gene Ontology annotation, molecular function: protein binding.